This is a messenger RNA of Mya arenaria, 2701 nucleotides long. Its product is annotated as histone-lysine N-methyltransferase PRDM16-like. Gene Ontology annotation, biological process: regulation of transcription by RNA polymerase II. Lineage: Eukaryota; Metazoa; Mollusca; Bivalvia; Myida; Myidae. The coding region runs from base 154 to 2256 and encodes 700 amino acids. The transcript has 5 exons. Gene Ontology annotation, molecular function: DNA-binding transcription activator activity, RNA polymerase II-specific; RNA polymerase II cis-regulatory region sequence-specific DNA binding. Gene Ontology annotation, cellular component: nucleus. The record is from RefSeq and is a predicted model, not a curated record.
CAUUAAUGCUUUAAAAGUUUCAUUUGUGAAAUUUGGACUGAUUUGAAGUUUACUUUCCUUACGAAGCGGAAUUAACUAUUGCAAGGUUUUGGCACAGUUCAACGAAGAGGAAGCUCGUUGCCAAGGAAAUCCAAGAGGCUGUCUAGCAACACUAUGCUGCUUUAUAGUUCCGAAGAAACUGCGAAAACUGAAGAACCGAACUCCACACAACGUCAGGGAAGAAUUUUUGAUACUGCGGAGCAGACGACAAUGUCAUCGUCAGUUUCAAGUGAUGAUGGUCUUCCGACGACAAGUUCUGUAGUCAACAACUGGAAAACGGACGAAAAUUUUCGAAAGUCUGAGAAUAAUAGGCGGUUUGCUUGCGAGAAUUGCGAAAAGGUGUUCACUGACCCAUCCAAUCUUCAAAGGCACAUUCGGUCCCAACACAUGGGUGCUAGAAGUCAUGCUUGUCCUGAAUGCGGGAAAACAUUUGCGACAAGUUCCGGCCUGAAACAACAUCAACACAUUCAUUCAAGCGUGAAGCCGUUCCAAUGUGAAGUAUGUCUAAAAGCGUACACACAAUUCUCCAAUUUAUGUCGCCAUAAAAGAAUGCACGCCGACUGUAGACAACAAAUUAAAUGUUCCGACUGUGGUCAAGCAUUUUCAACGAUAACGUCUCUAAGCAAGCACAAACGAUUUUGCGAGGGGGCUCUGAGAAAUGGUCUUUCUCUGAAUGUUGCUGCUUCUGAUAUCAAACAACCCAUGCAUUCAACAUUUGGGUUCCCAGGAAGUCGAGCGACAUCGUUUGAUCCUAGCUUGUAUAUGCGACUGCUAAGUGGUCGUUCUACAAUGCCAUAUCCUCAACUUGGUGCAGGUUUGUCUAUACCUUUUGGCAACCAGAUGGACAAUUUCAAAUACAUGCCCUCACCGUACAUGAACGGAUCAUUUGAUCUACCUCAUCUUCUUAAACCCAGUUUCAGUUACACAAGCGGUGUAAGAAAACGGGAAGAGGAACAUCCAAUGAACAAAAAACUUAGAACUGUGAAUGACAAAAGUGGUAGCGAUGGUGAGUCAGAAUUGAACAACAGUUCUGACGGCGAGAGCACUGCCGAUUGGGACGAAAAGAAACGAUUAAACAGUAUUGAUAGUGACAAGACCGAGGGACAUGCGUUCUCACCUCCGAUGAAACAAUCCACUGCAUUUACUCCGGUGCAAACGUCUUCGAAUGGUUCUGCAAAGGUUGAGGGAAGAAGUAAACCUAUUGAGCAACCUUUAGAUUUGAGCAGAUCUAAAUCCGAAGAUGACGAAGAAGAGGACAUUGUUAAGAGAUUGUAUCACAAUCAGAAACUUUCUCCAAACAAUAAAACCAUACCAAUAUCCCCAAAGGCAACGAAACCAACCAACAUUGUAUCACCUAUACCAACAAGACCACAACCAGGUCUGGGCGCAACAGAAGUGGCUCAACUGGAAAGGUUUAUCAGUGAGAGCAAUAAACUGUCCUCAUUUCCAAGGUUUCCAUUCCUGGGAAACAGUUAUUCAAUACCGUUCAUGAAUCCGUACGCCAUGCAUUUAUCUCAGAGCACACAUCUGCCGUCACUGCCUCCAUCUAUGUCUCAGUUUCCGGUGUACCCAGGACUGGGCGAUUACGCGAAUAUGCGCAUGUCUCAAAUGAUGCACAAACCACGUGAUCGGUAUAGCUGCAAGUUCUGCGGAAAGGUCUUCCCACGCAGCGCCAAUUUGACACGUCAUCUCCGUACGCAUACAGGGGAACAGCCUUACAAAUGUAAAUACUGCGAGCGCUCUUUUUCAAUAUCAUCCAAUCUUCAACGUCAUGUUCGCAAUAUUCACAACAAAGAGAAGCCGUUUAGAUGUCAUUUGUGUGACCGUUGUUUUGGACAGCAAACAAACCUUGAUCGACAUCUGAGGAAGCAUGAAAUCGACGGGCCUAAUGUUAUUGAUUCUCCUCACGAAAGCGAAAGUGAUGACGAUAUUGAUGAUGUUUUUGAAGAUGGUGCAAAUAAUGACAUUAUCAAUGGUGAUAGCGAGUUGAACGAUGAAGAAGAUGAAGAAAUUGAUGUUUCAGAAAACGACGAUUUUGAACAUGAUAUAAAGCCCCGAGAAAAUGUUGGUGAAGAACCUUUAUACAAACAAUCUUUGAUUAAUGAGAGCACAGAUAACAUUGACGAAUGCCUUGAUGCUAGUGUGAUGCAACCAAAUUGUCAAUCAGGUCUUGUCACUGCUUUACAUUGCUCGUCGUCACAAUUGCUUUGUUCAUAGUAAUGUUAAUGUAAAGAAAAUGUUAUGUUUUGUUUUGUGUUGUUUUUUUCUUCAAAUUCAAUAUAAACAGAACUUCGUUUCCUUAGACCUAAGCUUAUUGUUAGACACUACUGUUACACUCAUUUUAACGAAUAUGUAUGAUGAUUUAUUUUUUAAUGUAAAUCUUAGUUAUUUGUUUGCAAAAUUCAUGACUUUGUACAUUUUAUGCUACCUCUAAUUUAACAGAAAUAGCUGUCGGGAGAAUAUCGGGAGGGUAGUUUGUCUCUAGUUAAGUUGAUGCAUUGUUUCGCUGUCUGCUAGUUUUCACACUUUUUUGCCUUUUCAUUGUACAUAGUUCAUGUAAUAUUUAUACGCCAGUAGAAGUGCCUUAAUUUAUUUUCCAUUAGAUGUGCUAUAUUUAAACAUACCAUUGAUUCCUAUUAUUUAUGAAAUUGACAUUUUACCG